This is a messenger RNA of Kockovaella imperatae, 1255 nucleotides long. Its product is annotated as Phox homologous domain-containing protein. The coding region runs from base 88 to 1161 and encodes 357 amino acids. The record is from RefSeq and is a predicted model, not a curated record. Gene Ontology annotation, cellular component: intracellular membrane-bounded organelle. NCBI's taxonomy places the organism in Eukaryota, Fungi, Basidiomycota, Tremellomycetes, Tremellales, Cuniculitremaceae. Gene Ontology annotation, molecular function: phosphatidylinositol binding. The transcript is spliced from 3 exons.
AGCCAACGUCAUUUGACCUUCACCUCGAGACGUCUAAUCAUCCAGCAGCCUCCUCCUCCUCCUUCUAGCCUCGCAACAUUUUCCGCCAUGUCAGAGAUACAGAGCAUAUCAAUCGUCUCCACACAAACUGUGGCUCAGCCGAAACCGCAUACUACGUAUACUGUGCAGGUCACUACUCCUAUGCGAUCAUGGACUGUCUCGAGACGAUACAAUGAUUUUGUCGCGUUGAACGAUGAGCUUCUGUCCUCUACAGGGAAGGCGCCUCCAGCCGCACUGCCUCCGAAGCAUCCAUGGUCCAUCACUCGGAGCGCAUACGAUCAGAAGGUCAUACGCGAACGAAAGGUCCUACUAGAGGCAUACCUUCGGGCCAUUCUGAACCACCGAGAUCCCCGGUGGAGAUCAUCAUACACCUAUCUCGACUUUUUGGCCGCUCCAGCUGCCUCUUCGUCCUCUGUUCCUACCUCUUGGACCCCUUCCAACUGGUUGUCAGAGCAUACGAACAUCCAAGCCCAACUUCGUACGGCUCGAUCAGCCCUCCUGAAACGCGAUGCUCUGGCUGGGAUGGGAGACGCACCUGGAUCUCGUGGUGCCAGUGUGGAAGCGAAGAAGAUGCUGAGGGAUGUCGGAGAGAGGAUCGAUGCUCUCAGUCAAGCUCUGGGUGAUAUCUCGAAAUCUAUAGGUGAAGGCGAAAGAAAGAGGAGAGAAGAGAUGAUUGAAGGGUUGAAAAAUGAACGAGGGGACUUGCAGAGGAUGGCAGAUGCUGGAGUGAGGACCAUACGAGAUAUGGCGCCAAAAGCAGGCGAGACAUCAGGUUUCGGCGCUGGAAGUCGGAACAUGCCUGGAUCCAUCCCAAAUGGCUCAGGCGCUGUCGGUCCCGCGCCUGGGAGAGUGUUUGGUCGACAACCUCCGCCAGAAGAGACCUCUGAGACCAGACCGCUGGAUGAUCGAGGUCUGCUUCAACUCCAACAGACCAAGAUGGACGACCAAGAUAGUCAGUUGGAAGAGCUAAGCAAGAUUUUGCGACGACAGAGGAACAUGGGAGAAGAUAUAGACCGAGAGAUCAGGGAUCAGAACGAGAUCCUGGAUGAGAUCCAGACGGAUGUGGACAAGGUCGGAGGCAAGAUGGCGAGGGCUAAGCGACAGCUCAACAAGCUCAGCUGAGCCCCAUGGCCUAGUCUCAUGUUGUAAUCUCUGCCCUUCACAACUUUAACGACCUAUCUUUCAUGCCAUGAUCACACGUUAUGAAUCCUUCGCU